AUGUUGUGGUGAAACAACAAACAACUUUUCCAUAAGAGAUUGAUAGGAAGAAAAUGGACUGAUGUUUAUACAGACUUCUUUUAUUAUGAAAAUUUGCUUUUAAUUUAUGAGAUUUUUCAAUUUUUGAAGCUAAAUAUUAAUGAUUCAGUCAAAGAAAGAUGAAAUUCCAAGAGGAACUUAGCAUUGAGUUCUUUACCUAUUUUUCAUUGCUAUUACAAAACCAGCCGAUUCAUACCUAAGAGAUAUUUCUCUUUAAACAAUUAUGAUUUCUUCAGCUCGAUGUUUAAGUCUAUAGGAUUUUCAAGAAUGCUAGAGUUCUCCUACACUAUUUGCCCGAACAAAUCCAAAAAUAUUAAACUAAUUGAUCAAUUGGCAGGCUUUAAAAUGCUAUGCUUAUUCAUUUUGUUCAUUCUUUCAUUUUGAUGAAGCAUAGUCAAUAGCUUGGAAAUUAAAGAAUUUGAAAAUAAUUUUCAAGGCAGAGCACUCGAUUCGGUGUGCCCUCAAUCUUGUCAAACCUGAGACUCAUCAAAUGUGUGAACCAGCUGCCCAGACUCAAUGAGGCUCAACUCCACCAGCAAUCAAUGAGAGUUUUGUCCUGAUGGCCAAUUUUAUUUGAAAAUUACUGAUACCUGAAUGAGUUGAGGAUCGAGUUGAUUGACCCUCUGAGCUUAUAAACCCGAGUGAUAUGAAUGCCCAAUUGGAGAGUAUUAUGACCUUGACAACUCCCAAUGUGUAGCUUCUUGAGAUCCGGUAACCCAAGUCCCUAUAAAUAGCACUCAAACUGAGAACAAAGCUUAUUGAAGAGGGUUCGACUAUUAUGUUAAUUCAAGAAGCACUGAGGUAGUGGAGUUGGGAACAAAAGAGUUCCCAUAUAAAAAUCUGAAAUUAGUAUUUAUUGAGCUUCUCAACUAUUUAAGCCACAGAGAUAUUACUGUGAAUAUAUAUGUUCGUGAAACCACUACAAACUACCUUGAGCUAAAUAAAAACUACAUUAUCAAUAUUACUAAUGUAAACAUCAUGCCUUACUCAUUAAUCAAUCCAGAUCCUAAAUAUACAAACCUAAUCCUGACAGACUCUGCUGCACCAACUUUAAACUCUUGGACCAAAUAUUCACUCCUACAAACAGAUGCUCUAGAUAUAUCAAUUGCGAACUCUUCAGACCCCUCAGCAAGCUCAUUCGGUUUGAAAGUUAUCUUUGUGUACAAUUCAUCCCUAUCGAUCCAAAAAGUGAACUUAGACUCAGAGUACAGCAAUAUUGAGACUGACAACAGAUUCGUAUUCCCAGUUGAGUGAGGAGCUGAAAAAUCAAUCAACUUUAAUCACAUAGACUCUAAAAUUUCUGGUUCGCUUUUAUCAUCCAUCUCUGCAGUCGAAGUCAAUCUGAAUAACAUAAAUUUUGAUUCAUACAGAGCAAGUUAUUGUGUUUCCAUUUUUGCUCCAUGAAAUUUCCCUGGAGGCGACUUCUUAGGAAAACUUACUUCAGACAACUUCACUGUGUAUAAUUCUCAAGAGAAAAUAAUUCCUUUUGCGAGAUCAAUCUUGGAAAUGCUUGGUUCAGGAGAUAUGAGUAUUAACAGAUUUGAUUGCUCUGCUAAAGUAGAAGACACUAUUGGAAUUGCAAUACUGACGGCGUCUGCUCAGACUGAAUGAACUCCCGACACAACUGAAAUUCAGCAUUGAAAUAUGACUAAUUCUUACUUAACAGCUCCGGAAUUACAGCCUGAAGGGGGCUACUCAUUGGUCAGCCUGAUUCCUUCGCCGUCGUACUCUAUUAGCCCAGCAAGGGUCUUCUUCCAUAACGUGACCUUUGAGGGGAUAGAUUCAAUCACUGUGAGAAGAUGCCGGUCGACACUUGAUGUCAUCAAUACUGUUGGCUCAAAUAUUAUACUGACCAAUAAUUAUAUCGAGGAUUCUGAAAUGCUUGACGGAGCUUCUCUUUCAGCUCAGUUUGCAAUUACCAUCACUGCUAAAAAUAAUACUUUUAAGGAUAUUAGUGGAGGACUUGUUGCCGGAAGACAAGUAUUCAGAUUAGGAUUUUUCGGUCCAGGAACGUUAAUAGAAGAUACUCAGUUUAUAGAUUGAAAGGUCAAGUCCAAUAACCUCCUUCACUUUAUUCCGGGCACUUUUCCUAUAACUAUUAAAAAUGUUCACUUUAAAAAUAUUGAAAGUGUAGAAGGAUAUGCUUUACUUUCAUCUGAUGCCUUUCAUGGAGCCACAAUUCAAAAUGUUACUUUUGAAGAUAUUUAUAAGGAAAGUGCUGAUGAUACCACAAAUGUAAUGAUUAAAUUUGGAACUUUUAAUCUUGGAGAUCAGAAUGAAAUCUCUCUCAUAGAUUUAAAUAUUGUAAAUUCUACAAUUCCUCUUUUCCAAAUGAAUUCUAUUUCUAGCAAUGAAGCGAACGGCUCUUCUGUUAUUUUCCAGAAUCUUGCUUACCAUGAUUGAGUAUUUGAAUUUUCAGAAAGCUUAAUUUUACUCAAAAAUUUAUUCUCAACAAGUGAUUUUCAUUUCAAAUUUACCGAUUCCAAAUUCUAUAAUAUUGAAUUUACUAGAGGAGGAAAAAUAUUUGACUUUGAGCACCAAAUCUCUACACAAGUAGUGGUGCAAGACACUACAUUUACUAACAUCACUGCAGGCAGCAUUUAUCUUGAGUCAUUUAACAAGAACAAUGAUGUAACCACUUUGGUAUUGCUUUCCAACAUCACUGCUCAAAAGUGAACGAUGAACGAUAAAUCAUUCCUUGAUAUUUCACAAGGAGGCAGACUAGAAGUCAGGGACUCUCUGUUCACCAACAUGCAUUCUUCUUAUGAAGGACCCAUUUUAAGCUCAAAAUUCGAAGGGACAGAGGUCAAUAUCCUCCGAAGCAACUUUACAAAGAACACUGCCAUUAGUGCUGGAGUGUUUAAUAUCAAGGACCGUAGCUUGGUGAAGUGAAGUGAAUGAAGGAUCUUCGAGAAUUUUGCAAUCUCGAAUGCUGUUCUAUAUGUCAAAAGCCAUGCACAUUUUGAAUUUGUUGACACACUAAUGUAUAACAAUUAUGCAAGAAGUACUCCUCUGGGUAGCAUUCUUGAUAGCAUAAAAAUCUCUCUCAUUACUGGCGGAAGCAUUUAUGACAAUGCAAAGAUAACUAAAGAAGAGUAUAUAUCUCAGACUGAAGUUGUUUGAACUACCCUCUGCUUUUUGCCAGAUUUCAUUAAGAACAAAACAGAAGAGUCAUUUGACAUUGUUGAAGAUUCUGACAAAAUAGUAUUGUUUGAUGUUAUUUUUGGAAUCAUUUCAUUCCAGAGCAUGCAAAACAUUCAUGAUCAAGACAAACUUAUCAACGGGUUCAACUCUGAAAUAUCGAUAGAAAACACUACUAUCAACCGUUUCAUAACAAAUAGUCCAAUUAUCACAGCGUCUUCAUCUGUUCUAAAUAUUUCAGAUACUAUUUUUGACAGAAUCAACAUGACUUCAUGGAAUGCCCCAGUGAUAUUAUCAAAUUCAGAAUCUGUGACCACAUUCAGCAAUGUUACUUACUCAAACUCAUCAGGAAAGUUCAUUGAGGAAGCCAACACUAUCUGAAGCAUGAAUGGGGUUCACUUUUCGGAUAUUGAAACACCGAAAGAACUUAUUUUAAUGUAUUCGACUCUUGAUUGCUCCAUAAAGAACAUUUCAUUAAGCAAUAUCUCUGGCAAUUAUACGAACUUCAUUGAGAUUAUAAAGUCCGAAGUAAGUCUUCUUGAAAAUAUUGAAAUCAGAGAUAUGCCAGGGGAAGGCUUAAAAAUUACAAAAUCUAACAUCGCUCAGAUCAAUCAGAUAAAGCUCAAUAAUAUUACCAAAGGGUUGCAAGCAAUCAAUUCUGAAAUUGUAGAAAUCAGAAGCUCGGAAUUUAACAAUCUUGGAGGAGUGGACAUCACAUCAGGAGGAGCAGUCCAUCUGAUAAACUCAAAAUUUAUUGGAGAUAACUUGACAUUUACCUCAAAUACUGCCUCAAGAGGAGGAGCUGUUUAUGUUGAAUGCCUCACAGCUAUAAAGCAAGAAUGAGAGGUAUCCUUUAGUAAAUCUAAUUUCAUGCAAAACUCAGCCACAGAAGGAGGAGCCAUCUAUUACGAUUCGUUCCGUCCUUCAUUCUUGAAUACUUAUUUCAAUAAUUCUGCUGAAUAUGGACCGAAUAUUGGGUCUUAUCCAGUCAAAAUAUCUCAGAGUGAUUCUAGUAUUCAGGAUAUCAAGUUUGAUUUUGUUGGAAGUGGAAUAAAAUAUCCUUCAGAAGUCAGACUGAAACUAGUUGAUUAUGAUGAACAGGAGAUUGCAACUGACUCUACCUCUCAGAUUAAAAUAUCUCCAAUUGCUUCAAAUGCAUCUGUGACUGGAAUCGAUUACGCUCAAGUUAAAAAUGGAGUUGGAACUUUCGAUAACUUAGUGCUUCAAGCAGCACCAGGAAAAACAGGAAUUGAAUACAGAGCAUUUUCAAAAUCAAUAGACUCUAAUCUUGUCACAAGGGUGUAUGGAAGUGUUAACAGGAAUCUUAUUACUGUAGACUUUAGAUGGUGCCAACCUGGAGAAAUGUACUCAGGUAAUGAAACUUGAAUAGAGUGACCCCAAGGAACUUAUUCCCUUGAAUGGAAUUCCACCCAAUGCACUACUUGAAUGAAAAAUGCUGUUUGACAAGGAGGGAGUAAAAUUUCUGUAAAUCCUGAUUAUUGGAGAUCAAGCCUUAAUUCUACUGACCUUGUAAAAUGCCCUAUCAGAGAUAUCUGACUUGGAAGAUUUAAUGAAAUUAAUGAACAUCCUGUGGAAUGUUCAGAAGGAUACUCAGGCUAUCUCUGCACCUCUUGAACCAAACAUGGAGGAAACGACUUUAUGAGAAUUGGAUUGUAUGAAUGAGAGAAAUGUCCAAAUAAGAUUUAUAACUCCAUUAGAAUAGCUUUAUUAAUGAUUCUAGUGAUAAUUUUCAUUGUGGUAUUAAUCAUCAUUAACAUCAGGAAGAGGAAUGAGAGUCAAAAAUCCAUUACAUUAAGAAUUCUUACCAAUUAUCUUCAAUUAAUGGGAAUUGCAGUUUCAUAUGGGUUAGAUUACCCCAAUGCGUUAUAUGAUUCAUUCUCAUUUAUGGAGAGAGCUAGUUCAACCUCAGAAUCAUUCAUAUCUUUCGAUUGAUUCUUUGAUGAUGCCCAAAUGACAUCAUUUACUCCUUCAACACCAAUAUUCAAGUUAUUCCUUUCGGCCCUGUUGCCACUGAUUUUCAUUAUUAUUUCUGCUUGAAUUUGGAGUUUGCUAGGACUUACCGGACACAAAUGGUUCGACGAUACCAAGAGGAACAUCAGCAUCACUAUUAUCUGUAUUUUGUUCUUAUUUCACCCAACAUUGACAAAGCAGUCUCUCAGCUUGUUCCAAUGCACUGAUGUUGGCAACGGAGAAAGCAGAAUGACUAUCGACAUGAAUAUCCAGUGCUACUCGGCUGAACACCUCAAGUGGGCUUUACCCAUUGGAGGCUCAAUGAUGGUUGUAUGGGUGAUUGGCUGUCCAAUGGCAGCAUUGGUCAUAUUAAUAAAAUUCAGAAAGAAUCUUGAUCAUGAUAUUGUAAAAAGAUAUUUCCUUGUUCUCUACCAAGGGCUUAAGCCAAAAGUAUUCUACUGGGAGUUUGUGAAUACUCUAAGAAAAAUAUUGAUUCCUUUAACAAACAUUCUUCUGUCAAGAACAGAUAUAUUUUACAGGAUAAUGUCAGCAGUCAUUAUUCUUAUCAUUAUGUUUAGAGUUCAGGAGUCCUUGAAACCCUAUAAAUUUGAAGAAAAUAACAAAGUAGAAAUUUUAGCAGUUCUCGGAGGCAUGAUCACCAUUUUUGGAGCAGUCAUUUCCCUUGACAACACAAACGAUCAAGAAGUUGAAGAUGUCCCAUUUCUUAGAGCGAUCUCGGUUUCAUUAAUUCUGAUUGUAAAUGCUUAUUUCUUAAUGAGAUGGAUUUUGUUAUUUUUAUUCUCGUUCGAAACGUCAAAUGAAAUCAUUUGAAAAAUAAGAAAAAUGUUAGGCAAUCUUUUAUGCAAAGGAAAAACCGAGGCCUUUACUACUGCAAACUCGGAGUUGUUAACUUCCAAAAACUGUCAGAAAUCCCCAAGAGAAAAGAUUUUGGUAAAGAAGAAGACAAAAAGACAUAGAAGAAAAGCAAGGAAGAAUCAAAAAAUUCGAAGAUUCAAGAUAGAAAGUAAUAGACAGUUCCAAGGUAUUAAUGACAAGGAUGAAGGAGAAGAACUAUCGGCUUAUAAAGAAAUUCUUGUCCCAUCCUCAGAGAGAGACUCUACUUAUAGAGGAACUAGAUUAAAAAGAAAAAUGCAGCACUUCUUAAACAAAUUAGAAAACCAGCCAUCAUCAGCAACCCCAGACCCUAGAACCCCACACAAAAUCUCCGAGGAAGAGAAAUUCGACCACAAAUUCCUCCUAAACCGCAACAAACCGUCCACGCCUAUAUCCCCUCCAAAACCCCUCAAUCGAAUACCUUCUUCCAGCCCCACUUACUUCUCAAAGUUCAGGCCAAAAGACAAGGCUCUUUAAGAACAGAAUUGGCAUGAACAAGGCCACGCUCAAGCUGUUGUAGGGGAAUAGGAAAUUAAAGUGAAGGAAGUAUAAUAGUAAAGAAAGUUUAAAGUUCAA
Messenger RNA from Moneuplotes crassus, 6621 nucleotides. The record is from the annotation of a GenBank genome assembly. Lineage: Eukaryota; Ciliophora; Spirotrichea; Euplotida; Euplotidae.